AUCUUGAUGAUAGUAGGUAGUUGGUAUCGAUACAUGUGGGCGUUAAGUAAACUGAACUUAUAUGAAAUUGCAUUGCCACACACAUGUAAGUUUUUCCAUGCAUGAUAUAGAUCCGUUGGUCGAGCCAAUCAGAAUAGUGCUUUUUUAUGAUCGGUACUUGUCAUGAAAAUUACUGAUUAGAGUUAUCGUGGACUAAUAAAUCAUUGCGUGAUUAGCUAUCUGCAAGUGCAAUGUGAAAAGAGAAACAGCAUUGUGGCUCUUCUGUGGUUGUUGAAAAAAAAAUCUACUGUUUUGCUACAAAAACGAUUCUAAUGUUUGAAUGUUUCAAAAAUGACAACAUUCAUAUUUAUAAAAUAAAUGAGUUGCAUCACCGGCAAAAUAAAAUGCCCACUGGCUUGUAAUUACGCUAAUUGGCAAACAUCGUUUGUGAAUACGGGAAAUUCUUUCGGCCGUCCUCCGCCCUCAUAUGGCAUGCAUGACUUUGCUGCAAUGUGUUACUAUCCGGUCCCGUACCCAAACCGAAAAAUGCAAGAUUUGCCGCCUCCAUCGUCCCCAUCAGCGUCGUCGUCGUCCUCGGAUGGCAAUGAAGUAAACCGUACACGGUCGGAAUUAGUCCUCCAAGAUAAUCUAAUCGGAGGCUGCUGGCAACACUGCAACAUUGAUGGUCCCUUCCCGACCAACAUGGUUCGCGCCGGCGUGGACGCCGACGGAUCGGUGAUCUUCGCGGGUCGCGCCUUCCACGAGGGCGAGAUGAUCCCGGCCAAGGUGAUUCCAUCGAAGAAUGCCUGCUAUAUCUGCUACGGUGGCGAGGAAAUCAUGAAGGAGGACUUCGAGGUGCUCCGCCAGGGCGAUUUCGUGUGGGAAUUUGCUGCGAACGGUGUCGUUCCGGAUGGUGCCGUCAAGAUGGGAGCCACCGUCGAUGGCGAACCGCUAUACAUGGGCCGUGCCCUGCACUGCGGAACGCAGACUCCCGGAAAGGUGCACUCAUCGCACGGCUGUCUCUAUAUUCCAUUCGAGGGCGCCGAGAUCAGCCAUGCCGAGUACGAAGUUUUGUGCCUGAAGUGAAAUGGGCCGUUCGAAGCAUACUUUAUGACGGGAUUUUAAGAGAUUUUCGUUUGUGAAUAAAUAUAUUUGUGUUUUUUUUUUGUGGAAUUCUAUAAACUA
Messenger RNA from Aedes aegypti (yellow fever mosquito), 1164 nucleotides. RefSeq names its product natterin-4. The coding region runs from base 358 to 1065 and encodes 235 amino acids. The record is from RefSeq and is a predicted model, not a curated record. NCBI's taxonomy places the organism in Eukaryota, Metazoa, Arthropoda, Insecta, Diptera, Culicidae. The transcript is spliced from 3 exons.